UUUCACCUACCAAGAGCGUGAGCUUUUUUUUACACAAUAAUGUUGAGAUUGAUCGAUUCCAUUAUUUCAAUUUCAAUUUUUCCUUGACCAAACUGAACUGAUUUUGUUUUUCCUAAAACCAAAUCGAAUGUUUCGGCCACUUUAUUCGUUCGCGCCGCACGUAGCGCUCAGCCCUAGCUGACCCCUCGCCAGAUCCCGACCUCGCCUCCCCCAUCCGUAUCCGUUCAGGGGCGCGUUAAAACGGAUCAGCGUGGAUCGCAAUCGAUCCGCACACCCACCUAUUCGGGCCCACCAACGAAGUUCUCCAAGAUUCCAGAAUCAGUGGGGCCCAACCCAUUCCGCGAUCACACGAAGUUCACAUGAUGAAUCCCACCGCCCGCAGCCUCCACAAACAUCCCCGACCAUAACAUUUUCAGCGACAGCGACCCCGUCCGAGUUUGAAAACUUUAUCGCUAUCUCAUCAAUUCCUCGAACCUAACUUCUCCUUUUGCCUCGGAUGUUAAUAUUAAUACUAAAAUACUAAAAAUAGGAAAAAAAUAUCAUUAUCCUCAUCCUGAUCCCUUACUCAUCGUCCACCGUCUGGAACUGAAUCCGCGUUCGUGGACUCUAGAUAGCCUACCCUUCAGGCCAAACAAAAAGUUUAAUUAGAAAACGUAAAGUGAAGAAAGCACUACAGUAUUUUUUAGCCUCCUUUUAUUAUAAAAAAAAAAAGAGGGGAAAGAGAAAUCUCUGGAUUUGAAUUUGAAAAGCGCAGCCAGGGGCAGAGGAAGGGAGGAGCUGCAGCAAUGGAGAAGAUCAAGAUCGGCGUCUGCGUCAUGGUAAAGAAGGUGAAAUGCGGAUCGGAGGUGUUCUCUGCUCCUAUGGGCCAGAUCCUGGACAGGCUGCAGGCGUUCGGAGAAUUCGAGGUCAUCUUUUUUGGCGACAAAGUCAUUCUUGAGGAACCUGUAGAGAACUGGCCGAUUUGCGAUUGCUUGAUUGCCUUCCAUUCUACUGGUUAUCCACUUAAGAAGGCUGAGAUGUAUGCUGCAUUAAGAAAGCCCUUCCUUGUGAAUGAAUUGGAACCCCAGUAUCUUCUCCAUGAUCGGAGGAAAGUUUAUGAGCGUCUUGAAAUGUUCGGAGUUCCAGUUCCAAAUUAUGCGCUUGUAAAUAGAGAGUUCCCUUAUCAAGAGCUGGACUACUUUGUUGAGCAAGAAGACUUUGUUGAAGUGCGUGGAAAGCGGUUUUGGAAGCCUUUUGUUGAGAAACCUAUAGAUGGGGACAAUCACAGUAUCAUGAUAUACUACCCUAGUUCUGCUGGUGGGGGGAUGAAAGAACUGUUCCGCAAGGUUGGAAAUCGGUCUAGUGAAUUCCAUCCUGAUGUUAGAAGAGUGAGGCGCGAGGGGUCUUACAUUUAUGAAGAAUUUAUGUCUACUGGGGGAACCGAUGUUAAGGUAUAUACUGUUGGUCCAGAAUAUGCACAUGCAGAAGCACGCAAGUCUCCAGUUGUUGAUGGUGUUGUUAUGAGGAAUCCUGACGGGAAAGAAGUCAGGUAUCCUGUACUGUUAACUCCUGGUGAGAAGCAAAUGGCAAGGGACGUAUGUCUUGCAUUUAGGCAAGGGGUUUGUGGAUUCGAUCUCUUAAGAUGUGAAGGAAGAUCUUAUGUGUGUGAUGUCAAUGGGUGGAGCUUUGUGAAGAACUCUUACAAGUACUAUGAUGAUGCAGCAUGUGUAUUGAGAAAAAUGUUUCUCGAUGCCAAAGCUCCUCAUCUUUCAUCUACUAUUCCUCCAACUCUCCCUUGGAAAAUGAAUGAACCGACCCCACCUUGUGAGCCUUUAACACGCCAGGGAAGUGGAAUAAUUGGCACAUUUGGGCAAUCUGAAGAACUGCGAUGUGUUAUAGCUGUUAUUCGUCACGGCGACCGGACACCUAAACAAAAGGUGAAGUUGAAAGUUACAGAAGAGAAGCUACUGAAUCUGAUGUUAAAGUACAAUGGUCACCGACCUAGAGCUGAGACAAAGCUCAAAAGUGCUGUUCAGUUACAAGACCUCUUAGAUGCAACUAGAAUGCUAGUUCCUCGUACAAGGUCUGGUCGUGAAAGUGAUAGUGAUGCUGAAGAACUUGAACAUGCUGAGAAACUUCGUCAAGUUAAAGCAGUUCUUGAAGAGGGUGGGCAUUUCUCAGGUAUUUAUAGAAAGGUACAACUAAAACCAUUAAAAUGGGUUAAAGUUCCAAAAAGUAAUGGUGAUGGUGAGGAAGAGAGACCUAUUGAAGCUUUGAUGGUUCUUAAAUAUGGAGGUGUUCUUACACAUGCUGGAAGAAAGCAGGCUGAAGAGUUGGGAAGAUAUUUCCGAAACAACAUGUAUCCAGGUGAAGGAACAGGAUUGCUUCGUCUUCACAGUACUUACCGACAUGACCUGAAGAUUUACAGUUCAGAUGAGGGUCGUGUCCAGAUGUCUGCUGCUGCAUUUGCCAAAGGCCUUCUUGAUUUAGAAGGACAAUUAACUCCCAUUCUGGUUUCUCUUGUUAGCAAAGAUUCUUCCAUGUUGGAUGGCCUUGAAAAUGCAAGUACUGAGAUGGAAGAAGCAAAGGCUAAGCUUCAUGGAUGGGCAGAGUAUCCGUGGAUGGUUGAUGGUGCUGGCCUUCCUUCGAAUGCUUCUGAACUUCUUCCUAAAAUGAUCAAAUUGACAAAGAAGAUAACUGGACAAGUGAAACUGCUUGCUCAAGAUGAAGAUGAAAAGCUUGCAAUGAAAAGUUCCUACGAGGUUCUUCCUCCCUAUGACCAAGCAAAGGCUCUUGGAAAAACAAACAUAGACGUAGCACGUAUUGCUGCUGGACUGCCUUGUGGGAGUGAAGGAUUUCUUUUAAUGUUUGCUCGCUGGAGGAAACUGGAGAGAGACCUAUACAAUGAGAGAAAGGACCGAUUUGAUAUUACACAAAUUCCAGAUGUUUAUGAUUCUUGCAAGUAUGAUCUCUUGCACAAUGCACAUCUCAAUCUUGAUGGUUUGACCGAACUCUUCAAAGUUGCUCAGUUACUGGCAGAUGGUGUUAUUCCUAAUGAGUACGGCAUAAAUCCUAAGCAUAAGCUCAAAAUUGGCUCAAAGAUUGCUCGCCGUUUGUUGGGAAAGAUUUUGAUUGACCUGCGUAAUACUCGUGAAGAAGCAAUGAGCGUUGCUGAACUAAAAUCUAAUGAAGAUCCAACUUCAUUGUUCCUUAAUUUGAAGAAAGAGGAGGGUGAUACCCCUAGACAUCAGAACAAGAGUGAAGACAGAAGAUCUAGUUCGACUAGUGAAAGAUCACUGGAGCAAGAUGAUGAUGAAGAUAAAGAAACCAAAUACCGCUUAGAUCCGAAGUAUGCUAAUGUCAAAACACCAGGGCGACAUGUUCGUACAAGGCUUUAUUUCACUUCUGAAUCCCAUAUACAUUCUUUAAUGAAUGUUCUGCGAUACUGUAACCUGGAUGAAUCCUUGCAAGGAGAGGAAAGCCUUGUUUGCAAUAGUGGUCUGGAGAGAUUACAUAAAACAAGGGAACUUGACUACAUGAGUUACAUUGUUCUGAGGAUGUUUGAAAAUGUAGAGGUACCUUUGGAAGACCCGAAGAGGUUUCGUAUUGAAAUGACAUUUAGUCGUGGUGCAGAUUUAAGCCCUCUAGAGAAUGACGAUGGAGAGGCCGCAAUGUUGCAUCAAGAGCACACACUGCCAAUAAAUGGACCAGAGAGACUUCAAGAAAUUGGAUCAUAUCUCACAUUAGACAAGAUGGAGAAGAUGAUCCGCCCGUUUGCGAUGCCAGCUGAAGAUUUUCCACCGGCAACACCCCAAGCCUUCUCCGGCUAUUUCUCCAAAAGUGUGUUAGAACGUUUGGUCAAUUUAUGGCCUUUCCAUAAAAACACAGCCGUGGUGCAAAAUAAAGAGGUAGGAGAGGGAGGGGUAAGCGGGGCCGACGAUGUGUUCAGUGCUUAACAAUCAGCGAGUGAGUCAGAUAGAUGGGGAUUUAUAUUAUCCUCGUUUAAGUGGUAUAAUUGAUCUCGUUUAACAAUCAGCGAUGUGUAUGCUAUCGCUUUAUGGGAUGUUCGGAAUCAUUCUUGAUCUGGUUUGGUGGGUGACGACAAUGUCCGCUCCCCACCGAUCAUAUCAUCUAUUGGUUCUCAUCAUCCUCAUCUUUUG
Molecule: messenger RNA, 4139 nt
Organism: Asparagus officinalis (garden asparagus)
Lineage: Eukaryota; Viridiplantae; Streptophyta; Magnoliopsida; Asparagales; Asparagaceae
Product: inositol hexakisphosphate and diphosphoinositol-pentakisphosphate kinase 2-like
Exons: 31
Coding region: 786-3935 (1049 amino acids)
Biological process (GO): inositol metabolic process; inositol phosphate biosynthetic process
Molecular function (GO): inositol hexakisphosphate kinase activity; 5-diphosphoinositol pentakisphosphate 1-kinase activity; diphosphoinositol pentakisphosphate kinase activity
Source: RefSeq, a predicted model, not a curated record